AUGGAGGCUUCAAGUAACACUCACCACACUCACCUCAACAUGGAGGCUUCAAGUAACACUCACCUCAACAUGGAGGCUUCAAGUAACACUCACCUCAACAUGGAGGCUUCAAGUAACACUCACCUCAACAUGGAGGCUUCAAGUAACACUCACCUCAACAUGGAGGCUUCAAGUAACACUCACCUCAACAUGGAGGCUUCAAGUAACACUCACCUCAACAUGGAGGCUUCAAGUAACACUCACCUCAACAUGGAGGCUUCAAGUAACACUCACCUCAACAUGGAGGCUUCAAGUAACACUCACCUCAACAUGGAGGCUUCAAGUAACACUCACCUCAACAUGGAGGCUUCAAGUAACACUCACCUCAACAUGGAGGCUUCAAGUAACACUCACCUCAACAUGGAGGCUUCAAGUAACACUCACCUCAACAUGGAGGCUUCAAGUAACACUCACCUCAACAUGGAGGCUUCAAGUAACACUCCUCAACAUGGAGGCUUCAAGUAA
Procambarus clarkii (red swamp crayfish) is the source of this 504-nucleotide messenger RNA. RefSeq lists its product as uncharacterized. NCBI's taxonomy places the organism in Eukaryota, Metazoa, Arthropoda, Malacostraca, Decapoda, Cambaridae. The record is from RefSeq and is a predicted model, not a curated record.